This is a messenger RNA of Gopherus evgoodei (Goodes thornscrub tortoise), 2965 nucleotides long. RefSeq names its product chromosome 4 C1orf116 homolog (gene C4H1orf116). The record is from RefSeq and is a predicted model, not a curated record. NCBI's taxonomy places the organism in Eukaryota, Metazoa, Chordata, Testudines, Testudinidae. The coding region runs from base 301 to 1950 and encodes 549 amino acids. The transcript has 5 exons.
CUCUAACUGAGCUGUAUUUGUUUAACAUAAAGUGGAGAGAUUCUGGGACAGCUGGGGAGGAGUGUGGUGGACUAGGAGUUUGGGAAACAGCCUUUGAGUCUUACUCAGAUUUCCUCCCUGCAAUUUCAAUAUCUGUUGCUGCAAUCUGCCUGCUCUGCAGGGGCUGUGGACGAAAUUUCAGAUGUGGCUUCCUGAUGCUGUUAAAAGAAGCCAGCUGCCACAUUGCUGAAGGCCACACCAGCUUGAGUUGGAACUACUCUACACCUGCUCCUGGAAGUUCUUGCCACAGUGAUUUGUGAUAUGCCGAAAGAGGAUUUGUGGCUAGGGACAGCUGGUCAAGAUUCUGGCAGUUGUGACAGCAUGGUUAGCACUAACUCAAGCCACUCUGAAUUUAGCGAUAACAGCUAUGACUACUUAUCUGUGGAGGAAAAGGAAUGUUUGAUGUUCCUAGAAGAAACUAUUGAUUCUCUGGAUACGGAAGCAGACAGUGGGGUUUCUGCUGAUGAGAUAGAUUAUGCUGAACGUUCUAAGCUCCCCAGAACAUGGCCGAAGAGAGAUGUUGUUCCAAAAAAUUUGGACAGUGGGUCUCCCACUGAAAGUUUUGGUCAGCGACAUGAAGUAGAACAAAAGGGUGAUAAACAUGGAUCUCUUCUCUCAAGUUCUGCUCCAGUGGGGGUUACAAGCUCAGGCUACCGCAGUCUUCCAAGGAGUGUGAAUGCAGGAAGUGCACAAACAACCACCAAGAUUUCUGUCAGCAAAGCAGCUGACCUCCCCAAUGGUCCAAGUCGAACAGCUCAAGAACCAGGGAAAUCUUCAUGGAAGAUGCCCAAGAAAAGGGGGGUUGAGGACAAGUCAAAUCACCAGCCCAGCAUGAGUACUCAGAUAAAGCCAUCAAACUUGGAGUCUGUAAUUAUCUGUCCUCCUGAACCCUUCCAGGAUCCCAGAAGCAAGGGGUCUGGCAAUGGCAGUGAAGAUGAGCUACUACCUAAUAAUUUGGAGACAAAGGGAAAAGCUGAGGAAGCAAUGGGGAAUGAAGCUGAAGUUGCAUCACAGCAUUCUGCUCUAGAGAAUGCAAGGCUGCCACUGAAAGAGGAAAAGAAACCUUGUGAGAAGGGGAGAGAGAGCGCCCCUGAUCUUCAAGACAACCAAGAGAAAUCACCCUCAAAAGAAGCUUCUCUGGAUUCAAACAUCAAGCUAGGGCCCCCCACAGCCCCAAAGCCAAGAAAACUGCCACCAAAUAUUAUCCUGAAACCUAGCAAAAUCAGCCCAGCACCACUCAUAGACCCCAAUCACAAUAGAAAAGUGCUUUCUCCAUCUUCACCCAAGCACAAAUCCAACACCAGUGACUCUUCUGUGGAAAAGCAGGAAAGGGCCAGGUGGGAGGCGUUGGAGAAGUUAGGACUCCUACAUGAUAAAGGAAGGGAAUCUAAAGUCCAUGUUGUCAGACCACCUACUGCUCCCAAACCAAACCGUGUCCUCAUUCCUAGAGCUGGUAGUAGGGAUAACUUAAACAGUGAUGAUGUUCCUGUGAAUGGGAAACCUGACCAAAAACAUGCUUCAGAUUUACAUCCAGCAGAGAGCACUGCUCCUAGCUUGAGGCAGACAAUCAAAUCCAACUCCUUGGAGCGUUCAGGCAUAGGUCUGAGCAGCAAAGACCAGAACAUGGACAGCAGCUCACUUGGCAAAACAUCAGCCCUUAAGAUGGCGGCUCCCAGUGAUAUCAGGAAUAACCGAACACGCCCAGCUUCCCUCGGCACAAGGGAAGACUUUAUCGAACUCAAAGCAUCCAAAACUGAUAACGAGGAGCUGGGGAAAAGUGACAAUCGCAAAUCUUACCCGUUGCUGAAGUUUCCCCGGCCUACUUGUGUCAGUGUAAAAAUCACCCCUAAAGGAGCUACAGAUGAUAACCGGCGGGAGGCUCUGAAAAAACUUGGCCUACUGAAGGAAUAAACAAUCAAACACUUUGUGCAAAUUCACUUAUGUUUUUAUGCUAUGAAUACAGGAACUUCUGUCCUUCCUCUUAAGCAAAAUGGGACAAAAACUGUGUGGGUGAAUACAGCAAAGUUUGUAACAGGGUUCUAGGCACACUUAAAUUAAUUCUGCACACUCUGAACUGGCAAUAUGAAAAAUGAGCAUCUUCACAGUUUGAUUUCUACCCCUCCAGGGCCUCAGGAGGGCAGGCCUGAAUCAAUACGGCCAUCAGAAUUAUUCAAAGUGUCAUGCUAAAUAGACAUCACAUGUAUAUAGUGUAUAUAAUUAUUUAUAUGUAAUGGGAAUAAGUAUAUGGAUGGGAACAUUCCCCUAAAUGUUUAUUGCAUUUGCUCCCCUAAAUGUUCGCUGUUUGCAAACCAUGAACUCCUGGCAUGUGGUGGCUGAAUAGGGUUGGGGGAGCCAAUUUGGGAAAGACAGGAUGGCAGGAUUUGGCUCAGGUAGGUCUGUGUGUGUCUCAUUAAUAGAAAACAUUUAUUCAAAGCUUUCUGGGACCUGAUCAUCAUGUUGGGCACAUGCACGUACCUCUUGAAGCCAAGGGGAGCGAUGCAUAUGCAACUGCCAGUGUGAUCAGGACCUGGAUAUUUUAGCCUAGAUAGCAGUGAGGAGUAAGUGUGCCUGAUGCUGCUCUGCGUGAAAGAUGACUGGCAAUAGAACUCGUAUAGGUAUCCGAUUCAGAACUGCUGCCAAAUAUGAGGAAAAAUACAAGUGAGUAGAAAUUGGUGGUAGUUGUUGUUUUGUUGGUUGCUUUCAUGAACUCUUAUCUGACAUCUGGUUUAUUGUAUCCAGCUGUAUGAGCAAACUACUGAUGCCUUGUCAUCAGGUUUUAUGUUAUGCACCUUUUAUCUUAGAGGUUUUUUAUUUUGGUAAUAAACUAUUAUAAAUGGCCAAAUGACAACUGUGUAUUUGUGGAUUUUCUCUUUAAAAGACAGUAUGUUUCAACAAUAAAGUGUUGGGGAGAGUGGGAAGAACACGU